Molecule: messenger RNA, 1073 nt
Organism: Talaromyces proteolyticus
Lineage: Eukaryota; Fungi; Ascomycota; Eurotiomycetes; Eurotiales; Trichocomaceae
Exons: 3
Coding region: 1-810 (269 amino acids)
Source: RefSeq, a predicted model, not a curated record
AUGACUCUCGAUGCAAACCAGAUCGUCUCCGUCGUGCAAAUUGUGGUCUACGUCCCGGCACUUCUUCUCUCAUGCUUCUCUCAUUAUUUUGUCUGCAACCGACAUGGCUUCAGUCUGAGUUCCGGGAGGUGGUAUUAUACAUUCACUCUAAGUCUUAUUCGCAUAAUCGGAGACGUACUACUGCUGUUGACGUACUCGAAUACUUCGACCGGUCUUCUGGCAACAGCUGAGGUUUUUGAUCAUAUUGGCUUAAUUCCACUGCUCCUCGCUACGUUUGUACGAUGCCCUCUUUUGGAUCUAAGUUGUUAUUCUUCUGACGAUAUUCGUUGCAGACUCGACUUAGCUAAUUUCAGCACAACCACACCCGUAACGAUCAAGUACUUCCUCCUUGUCCAACUCACUGUCGUUGUAGGCGCAGUCCUCGGCAUUAUCGGCGCGGGACAAGCUCGCUCGUCAACCUCUCCCUCAGCCCUGACGGACGUCGCAGUGCUAUGCUACGUUGCCGGCUACACCAUAAUUGUACUGAUAUUUUUCCUUAUUCUACCUUUCACUCGAGAGCAUGUUCCUGACGCCGAACGACCGCUGGCGCCCGCAAUCGGACUUGCACUACCAUUUGUUCUUUAUUGGUUGUCUUUGUCCAUCGCGGAGCAUAAUAACGGCAUCAGCAACAGCAUCAGCAUCGGCAGAUUCAAGCGCAGCGAGCCCAGUCAGGAACUGCUCGCCGAGUUUUCUACCGUUUUCGGCGCUCCUGUCACACAUAUGGGUCACUGGAACUAUGCUUCGCCCGCGGUGACAGUGCAGUCCUGCUGAUGCCUUUAGAUUAGAUAGUCGAAUCGAAUUGAGGGCAGGCAUUGAUGUAUUGGUAACUACAUUUAUACCAACACGAAAUUCUAGACUACCUCACAUUCGAAGUUAAUUUGUAAUUGAUUGAAAUGAUCAACGCCAACAUAUUCUAAUCAUAGGUAACCCCAACCAAUCAAUAAAACAAAUCCAUCCAAGCCAGUUAAGCUAAUGCUGUAUAACACAAAAAGAAACUCAAACGCCAGGUAUAUAUCAGAAACGACCUUGUCGUA